This is a messenger RNA of Rotaria socialis, 5061 nucleotides long. NCBI's taxonomy places the organism in Eukaryota, Metazoa, Rotifera, Eurotatoria, Philodinida, Philodinidae. The record is from the annotation of a GenBank genome assembly.
AUGGCAUCAUUUACAAACUAUCGAAGCUCCAAUACGAAUCGAUCACUCGAUGAUCCAUCGAAAGAUCUUAGAUCUAAUAUUCGUGAAAGUCGUUUGAUUCAACCCGAACAAUGGCAAUCACCUGAAAUUCAAGACAAAUUUGAUAAGGGUUCAAUCGAUUUCGCUGAAGUACAUUCAUUGCUUCAACAACUCGGUAUUAAAGUUCAAAAAUUUGAAUUGGAUACAAUUCUUGAGAAACAUGAUCGAAAUAAAGAUAAAAAAUUGAGUAAAGAAGAAUUUGAAAAUCUCUAUGUUAAACUGCGCGCUGAAAAAGAUCCUGGUAGUACAUGGGGCCGUACGGUUAAACCAACAGCUGGAGGUGUUGAUCGGUUUGUUACACGACGUGACGCAACUGAUGAUCCAGAUGCUCAUCCAUCCGGUGUUGAACAACAACAAGAAGCAUCGGGACCAUAUCAUAGUGUAUUAGUAGAAGAACGUGUUUGGACAUCCAAUUGGCUGAAUCAACUUCUUGCUGACGAUAGUCAUCUAAAUUUACAUGCUAAUCCUAUUGAUUCGACUGAUCCACAAGCACUCUACAAAAGAUGUCAGGACGGCAUACUCCUUUGUAAAUUAAUUAAUAUUGCGGUACCGAAAACAAUCGAUGAACGAGCUAUUAACUUAAAUCUAUCAAAACAAGAUAUUUUUCGUCAAGGUGAAAAUUUAGAACUUGCAAUUAAUUCUGCUCGUGGUAUUGGUUGUAAAGUAGUUAAUAUUCAUCCAGAAAAUAUUUCUAAAGCUGUACCUCACCUGGUCAUGGGUCUUCUGUGGCAAAUAAUACGAAUUCAAUUAACCAGUGAAAUUAAUUUAAAACAUGUUCCUGGCCUUGUAUUACUAUUACGAGAUGGUGAAACACCUGAAGAUCUAUUAAAAUUAUCACCCGAGGAAUUGCUGUUACGUUGGGUUAACUAUCAACUUAAACGGUCACAAUAUAGUGGUAAACCCGUCACUAAUUUUAGUGGUGAUAUUAAAGAUUCUGAAGCAUAUACACAUCUACUUAGUGUUAUCGCUCCAGCUAAUACCAAACCACCAGUAGGACUUACUCCAUUAAAGGAAGAUGAUUUACGUCGUCGAGCUGAACUCAUGUUAAAAGAAGCCGAUAAAAUUAAAGCUCGUGCACAUAUAACACCUGAAGAUGUUGUUAAAGGAAAUCCAAGACUUAAUUUUGCUUUUGUGGCUAAUUUAUUUAAUACAUAUCCAACAUUAGAUCUCCCCACUGAACAAGUACCAGAGCCGGGUCUUAUUAUUGAAGAAACUCGAGAAGAAAAAACUUAUCGAAAUUUUAUUAAUAGCCUCGGUCUUGAACCACAUGUGAAUUAUCUAUAUUCUGAUCUCUGUGAUGGUCUAAUUAUUCUUCAACUUUAUGAUAUAAUUCGUCCAAAUACAGUUGAUUGGUCUAAAAUAUAUAAAACAUUUAAUGCAAUUAAAGAACGUUUUCAAAAAUUAAACAAUUGUAAUUUUGCUGUUGAUUAUGCAGUUGAGCCUCUUCAUUUUAAAAUGACAGGUAUUGGCGGUCCAGAUAUACUCGAAGGCAAUAAAACAUUAACACUUGGUCUUGUUUGGCAAAUAAUGCGUGCUUAUACAUUAUCAAUUCUUCAAAAACUAGCACAAUCAACAACUCCUAUUGCUGACAAAGAUAUUAUAAAUUGGGCUAAUCAAAAGUUGAAAAGCGCAAAUAAAAAAACAGUUUUAACAAAUUUUCAAGAUCACUCAUUGAGUGAUUCAAUGCUUAUUUGUGAUUUAAUUGAUGCGAUCAAACCAGGUUCAAUUCAAUAUAAUUUACUUAAAACAGCUGGAACGCCUGAAGCUAAAAUGGAUAAUGCUUUAUAUGCAAUAUCAAUGUCACGAAAAAUUGGUGCUCGUAUUUAUGCAUUACCUGAAGAUAUCGUUGAAACGAAACAAAAAAUGCUUUUAACAGUUUUUGCUUGUCUUAUGGCAAAACAUAAUGGACGUAUUCAUACUCAUUCGAUAAGAAAACAUAGUAUAGGCGCCAUGGUGGACGAUUUACGAUAUUGGCAUGCAUCCGAUGGAGAAAUCAGCGUAUCAACAGAACGGUUUAAGCAUGGUACAUCAAGUUUGAAAUGGGUAUGGUCAUCAUCGUCAUUAUUGACCUAUACCAAUCCUAAUGUUUUUCGUGCAACAAAAUGGGCGAAUAAUAUAUGUUUUGGUUUUUGGUUGUACAAUGAAGAAGUAUCAACGUUAGACGAAAAUAAUCCUCCGCAACCACUCUAUGUCGAAUUCUUAACGCAAUCAGAUCCUGAACCAAUUGCACGUCUUUGGUAUCAUGUUAAUUUCUAUGGAUGGCGACCAUUAGGUUUACGAUAUACUCUUUUACCUCAAUUUAAAAAUAAUCUAUCUCGUAUCCAUGGUAUUCGUUUUUAUCCACCAGCGAAUAUUUCUAGCGGUGUUUAUUAUAUUAAUGCUUUUAAUAUUGAGUUUAAACAUGCAAUCGGACCUCAAGAUGAUUAUCAGCAGCCAUGGGCCACACAGGAAUAUAUACAACGAUUAAGUGAUGAACCAUCGAAAUGGUUAUUUAAUUCAAAUAAUAUUUUUCAUAAUCGGCCAUGGUUAUCAGAACAUGAAGUGAAUGCAUCCGCCGAUGGCUUCAAUAAAUUAAAAGAUCGAUGGCUUGCAAGUUUACCUUAUGGAACAUGGUCACCAAGCACAAAACCGGAACCAUUCAGCAAAUUACAAACAUUAGCAGCACCGUAUGGUAUUAAACCGCAUACGAUUUCAAAUGUACCAUUAGGUAAAGGUGGGUUUCAUUCACCGACUAAUGCAUUAGAAAUUCAACCAUUUCUAUUGGGUCCAUUAAAACGAACUGCAACCACAUUUCAAUGUCAUAGACAUAGUGGUAGUGUUGACAGCGAAGAAGGUCAAAAUGUAUGGGGACUAUUAGUUCAAUUAUGUGAAUAUUUACUAGAGCAAGGAUGGGCCGAAGGAAAUCGCAAUCUCGAAGGCCAUUUAGAUAUUGGAUAUGAAAUACGAAAUUUCCCAAUGUGUCUCACUUAUAUUCGUAAUGAAUUAAAUGAAGCCGACACAACAGGUUCAAUAUUUAAAGCCGCUAUGUGGAUUAUGUAUGGUCAUUUACUUACCGAACAAGAAGCAUCAAUAAUGAAUACAGAUAUUAUUCAUAAUUAUCUUACAAAUGUUUCUCGACUUAUUGUUUGUUUGUCUGAUCAAACUGAGUCUAUUCAUCGCAUUAGUGCAUUGCGAUAUGUUUUGGAUCAUUGUUUUGAAACUCGUAUUCAUGAACCUCUUGCUUUAGACGGCACUGUUCAUCAUCAUUGGAUGUGUCAUUAUGAAUAUGCAUCUUACGCAUUACCUGACAUAGUAAAAUUUGCAUCAGAAAUGAACGAUACAGAAUUUCGUUUUUCGAAUAAUAUUCGUCGUAUUAUUCGACGUUGUAUUUUUACUUUGAAUUUUUGUCUUAUUGAAAACGAAAAAAUACCAGCCAAUCUUAAUGCUCGAGCUGGAAAUUGUGUUUUAUGUAAUGGCCUUAAUUUAACAAAAAAGUGUAUUUCUAUUUGCAAUGAAGGCUAUUCUUAUGAUCCAUUCUUUGCUGGAUUAUUGAUCACUCUAUGUCCAAAAAAUGACAAGAAUAUUGCGACGUAUCUUGAAGAUCAUGUCGAACCGAUUCCACUCGAUGGUCAUCUAACUCUCAAUUCAACAUCAGCUUCGAUUCAUCGUCGUUCGAACUUUUUUGUGGCUGUUGUCGGUAUGGGUAAAAAUCGACGUGGUCUUGAAAUAUACGGUUGGUUACAAGAAUCGAAUAGUUAUGGUGAAUAUGCUCGUAAUUGUUCUGUAUUUCUUGUACCAGCAAAUAAUCAAGGCGUUAUCAAAUAUUCGAAUGCUGGUUGUGGUUAUCCAGGUUGGAAUUGGUCACAUUGGCCUGGUACAACUUGUUUAAUCAAGCCACCGUCAGAAUUAUUUGAAGGUUAUUGUAAUUUAACAGCUAAAAAUUGGUUAGCUGGUGGAACAUCAAUAGCUGGUCGCGAUGGAAUGUUUAGCAAUGAUUUUCUUGUUUUUGACAUUGCUUUUCGUCGUUCUGUUUAUUGUUUCGACAAUCGUAUUACAGUUUUGACAACGAAUUUAAAAUUAUUGCAACAAAUAAAACGACCUGUUGUAACAACAUUAUUUCAAUCGAAUUUUUCUAAUUUAGAAAAUGCUGAACAAACACCGUUCAUAUUAAACAAUGAUGAAAUAAUAAGCGAAUUUCCAUAUGAGAACAGUUUUGAAAAUCAUGAUUUAUAUUCCGUUACUGAUCAUCGAAAGAUAACAUAUUAUUUACAUUCAAAUGAAAAUUCUAAUCAAUCAUAUCGUCUUGUAUUAAGGCGUUCGCAACAAGAGAUGAUCUAUUUAAACCAAUCGUAUUUAAUUGAUCCCAAAGACAAUCCAAUCAUUGAUAUAAAGGCUAAACACUUUCGUGAAGCAAAAUAUGAAGAUAAUGAAAAAUAUUUCAAACCUACAAAAGAUAACUAUGGUCUUGGAUAUAUUGAACAUUUAAAUGUUGAUGAUGGUACUGCUUCAUUUGUUUAUACGAUUCUAAUCGGACAUGAACAAUCGAAUCAAUGGAUGGAAGAAUUUUCGCAUUCAUCAAAAGAUCCUUGGGCAUCAACAGAUUUAACCGAUUUACCCCCUUCACUUAUUUUAUCAAAAAGUGAUGAUACACAUAUUUUUUAUGAUCGAGAUACUGAUACAACAUGUUACACAUGUUAUUCUACAGAUCGUUUGGAAGUUAACAUUGGUCUUGUCCGAUCAUUUGAACAGCCAUGUAUGGCAAUGGUACGUGGUCGUGGACCAGGUACAAUUACAGUUAGCAUUGCAACGACUGAUUUUACGUUCAAUAAAACAAUGUCAAUGGUGCUCAAAGGCAAAUGGGUUGAUGCCGAACUACAAAGCGAUGAUGAAAAUGGUUCUGUUCAUGUAAGAACAGAAGCUACGGCUGAUGAUGACACAAAAGUUACUGUUUGGCAACGAAUCUAUAUGCCUGUCGAAUUUGAAAUGUCUCAACGAUACGAUUAA